UGUGAUCGCGGAAGAAGUUGUGUAGCCAAAACAAGCCCACCGUUUUCGGUCUUGUGCAACUUCACGCUCAAAGGAACGAGAGAUUGGCCGAUUUGUGAAGUUUGGGCGUGUGUAGGAGCCUCCGGGAGGGCCGCGGGAGCCCCCGAUACCGCCCGCGCCCACAUGGACGCGAGGACACGUUAAUUGCAAUUGACCUCUGUCCUGGUUAGCUGAAAUGCAUAAUGUGAAGGUCCAUCAUGGAGGACACUGAGUUUAUUACUGGGGACAUUUGUUCAACUAAUGAAAGGGAAUUAGAUGACAUUGGCACGGGAUGCAAUAACACUAUAUUCGUAGCCACUCACUUGGAACAAAAUGGCCAGGAAUCUACAAAAUCAUCUGAGGAGAAAUCUGACAAGGUGGCAGAGAGUUGCUCGCUACAGUCAUCGCCGGAAACUGAAGCACAACCAUUUUGUGAUGCCAACCUCAUUUCAAGCUAUAGGGAACAUCAAAAACUUAAACAGGAAGUGAUGGAUGUUGGUGAAGAAUUCAGUGAUGAGGAUGAUUAUAAUGGUGUGGAAGGUAGUGGGGAUGAAGAGAUGGAAUCUGAAGAAGAACUCCAAAAACUUGAUAACGCGGUCAAGAAUGAAGAGGCACAAACUUCAUUUGGGAAAAAUGAAGAGAAAAAGGAUGGUGACUGCAAAAACUCAUCAUUGUCACUUUACUCUGGCAUGAGCGACAUUAUUAAUGAAUCAUUCCGAAGUGGGUCAAAUUCAUCACCAUCAUCAUGUUCUUCCACUCCGUCCCUCUCCCCAUGUAAGACCUCACUAGGUGGAAUGUCUCGACUGCAGACCUUUUCCUCCAGUCUAGUGCACAAAGGGGGUGGCCUCCUGGUCCAUCAUCCUGUUACCCCUAAGAAACGGGUUGUUACCAAGGCAAAGACGGACCACCUGAGUGAUGAGCUUAAUUUAGGAUACAGAAUUUUGGGUGAGCUGAUGUCGGAUUACCAGAAGGGCAGCAAUACCCCAUUUAUGGAACCUGUUGGGGUGGACCCGGAGAGAAAUAAGGAUUACUUGGAAGUUGUGAAAAAACCAUUGUGGCUUAAGAAAAUUAAGGAGGAUCUGUUGGCUGGGAACUACCACACACUGACGGAGCUAAUUGGUGACCUGCGGACGAUGCUAGAGAAUGCUUAUCGUUAUUAUGGACCUUCGAACUCUAUUUCUAAAAAGGGUUUGCGACUAGAACACAUGAUGGAACAAAAAAUUGCACUCCUUCCAAAGGAGGUUCGGGAGCUUUGCACGUUAGAAAAGACCUCUGGCCAGCCACCUGAAGACAUCACCCAGAAACAUCGAAAUAAAACUGCCAAGAUCUCUGUCAAUGGUGACAAUUUUUUCUCGUAUGUUUUGUAUCGUGUCCGUGGAUGCAGGGUUCAGCGGGAUAAAGAACUGAAGAAAAGAAGAAUGGAGGCCAUGCGACAGGCCAAGCGAGAUCGUGAGCAAGAGGUCGUAGAAUGGGAAAAAGACCUGAUACGGGAGCCAAUUCACACUCAUAUGAGAGCUAUGUGGGAGCUACCACAGAUAGGGCAUUUUAUCUUCUUAACUUUGAAGACUCUGAACAUCUAUGAAGUACCACAAUAUGAAUUGGAGCGCAUGUUGUUGAUGCCUCGUGCUUCCCGCACUUUGGCCAUGCUUCUCACUUCAUUACUCUCAUCACCUCAGCAACGGCAAAAAUUAAAUGAAAAACCAUAUAUGCCCUAUAACAUUUGGGCCCGAAAACUAGCUCAUAAAACACUCUUGUGGUAUAGGUGCUAUUACCGGGAAAAUCGAGAUCCAAAAAAGGUGUUUGACCAGAUGGGUAUUGAGCCUCAGUUUUGGUGUGUGUGUGGCCAUACAAACCCGUUUGAUCGCCAACUUUUCCACGAGAUGACAUAUCACCAGCGUGUGUGGCUGCUCAAGUCCCUCUGCGACUUUCUUCUGCACAACCACAAGACCGUACAAGAAGUUAUAUCGGAGCAGACGGAGUCAGACCAACGGGCAUAUCACCUAGGCCAGGACCGUGAUGGUAAUGACUACCUUCAUUUCCCACAGUUUUGUGGGCAGGAUCUUAGGAUAUACAGAAGUGCACGAGUACCGUCUCCUGAGAUUUCUCGUCAAGAGGAAGAAACUGACGAAGGGUGCGUUUUACCACCAGAAAAAAUUAAAGAACAUAGGAAAAUGAUGAAAAAGUUUAGACAUAAAUAUGAAGAGGAAGCAGAAUGGGAAGGUGCGAGAGGGAAAAAAAGAAAAAGAAAAAGAGGCAGAGGUCGAGGUCGAGCCGUUGAUCCAGAAGAGGAAGUUGGUCUUAACAGUCGAAGCAGACCUGGCAAUUUGAGACAACGCCCAAGAGCUAGAUAUAAUGACCAGUUUGACGACUUAGAUUUGUCCUCGGAUGAGGAAGUUAAAACCAAAUCGAGAGGGAAAAAAUCGUGGGUGUCGGUGAUUGAUUCUUCUAGUGAAAGCGACUCGGAGAGAGGAAAUGAAAGAGCUCCUAGUACACCAUUAGCAGCGGAUGGUGAAGAGGAUGAAGAAGUUGGCAGUAACAGUUCUGCGCCUUCGCAACAAGAAGCCCUCACCCGAGCUCAGCAAAAAAAUCCUAGGGCCAAAAAGGGAGGGAAAAAGAAACCAACGUGUGAGCUUUGUGGCAAAACAUUCCAGAAUAUUGCAGCCUUGAAGGGACACCGAGCUGUUCACACUAAGGAAAAGCAAAGACUGGCAGUCAGUGCAGAUGACAUUCCUGUGACAAAUCAAAAAUCAAAAACUAUUGAAGGCGAGAGAGAAACUCUUGAAAUGACAAAAACUGGUGAUGGUGCUAGAGAAACUCUUGAAAUAGCAAAAACUAGUGAUGGUGAGAGAGAGACUCUUGAAACCAGAACUGAUAAUGGUGCUGAUAGACUUAGUAGUGAGAAAGAGAAUUGUGUUGUUGAGAAUGGUGAGUGUGAAUCUGAGGUUAAGACACAACUGGGAAAAAGCAGUGAUGGGAAGGUUAGUGAUCUGAGGACGGAAUCUCUAAUAAAUGGGGAGAUAAAAGACGAACCGAGUGAUAACAAAGACGAUAAUGUUAAGUUUAGAGUUCCAUUGACAAAUGAGAUAAAGAGAGAAAUGAAUGAUGAAAAAGAGUUGGAAAUCGAUUCUAAAAAUGUUAAAAUGGAAGAUCUUAUUAAAGUUGAGGAAUGCAAUAAAGGGGAAAAUCAGAAAUCUACAUGUAAUGGACUUUUGAAGGAAGAGGAGAAAGAGCAGCAGAUAGACGAGAAAAAUGAGCAAAAAGAGGAUAGUGACGAGGAGGAUCCUCUUAAAUCCCCUUCACCUCCUAAGGAACUUCCACCCAUUUAUGACCCAUCUCCGUAUCUUCCUCGGUUGGAAGACUUUGAGCUGGUGGUCUCAUCUGUUGAACAGUUACGGGCACUAAUUCAAAAGUUUGGAGACCUGCCAGAAGGUUCAGUUGAAGAUGAAGAUAAAAAUAGCCAAAAAAAAACAAAGGAAGAAGGGAAGAAACGUCCAUCCUGUGAGGUCAAACUCCAUUAUGCGCUUUGCAAUUUGUUGAAUGAGUUGAGCCCAUGGGAAUCUAAACUUCUUAGAGCUACCAAAAGACUACGCACAAAGCUACGACAUGAAUGGAACGAUUAUGAAAAGAGGGAUGCGCUCUAUGUAGACCCAGCAGAAGAAGCCUGGAUGAGUGACCCCGAGCCAGAACCCGAGCCACCUACUCCAGCGGCCCAGGAGUCAUCAUCUUCCUCGUCUUCCAGUGAGGAAUCUCUUGACGAAGAAGGAAACCCAAAGCGCAAACUAAGGAAAAGACGCGUAAAGCGGCAAGCGGUAUCUCAGGUAACGGAAACUGUUACUCCACCAGUUGAAACUAGCACAGUACCAUCAGAGGAAAGUUCAGAAUCCUAUGCUGUUUCUUCUCGUGGACGUGUGCGCAAAGUUAAAAAGAUGAUCAAUUAUGAUGGCCUGGACUUUGAAAAGCUUGCAAUACAGGCUUCUGAGGAAGCUGAACAGGAGAGGGUAAGGAAAAGAAGAAAGAGAGAAGAGGAGGAGAAGGAAAGAGAAGAACAAGAUGUUGAUGAAGAAGAAGAAGAAGAAGCUGAAGCAGCAGCAGCAGCAGUAAGCUCUCAGCCAUCUGGUGUGAGACGUUACCUCCUCUCACACACAGGGCACGUAAUGGGGUACAUUGACAAUGAUGGACAGGUCCAUUCAGGGAAUGCUCUUAAAGACACCAGAACUGAAAAAGGAAAAAUUGACAUAUCAUCCGUUAGAAAUCUUGCCAAUCAGCUUGUAAAUAAUGUUAAAAAGGAAGGCUCUCAAACUCCUGUAAGGACGGGUGUAAUGGUCCCAAAGAAGACCUUCCAAAAUUCCAAUUUAAAGCCCGGUGUUCCCACUGUAGUUGUGGCAGCCAUCAACAAUCAAGGGUCUCCUGUAUAUGUGAGAGUUGUGGGAGAACAAGCACUGCAACUAGUGAAGUAUAUGAAACCCAGUGUGAAGGGACCUGUAUCUCAGAUUAAACUUCAACACCAUGGACAAACUUAUACUGUUAAUACUAAUGCUCAUAUGAUAACUCACAACAUUCCAGGUCUGCCUGACGGUGAAGCCACAGAGAAACCUACUUCCAGUGUUAGUCAAUCAAGCAUGACUGCAGCCAAAUCUACCUCAUCGCUGGUUGCCACUAGGCCUUCAACAGGACUUGAGGGUUUAGCCACCAGCAAUUCUCCAAGCGUGCCUCGGGUUGCUCCAAUAACUUCAGUGAUUAGCAGUGUCUCUUCUCAACCAAAUACUUUAGCUCUGGCCUACAGAGGGAUGACAAGGCCUACUAGGCCAAUGACUGUUAAUGCACCAGUGCGGACUCAAUGUUCGCAAGCUCCCGGGACUGUGAUGCAUCAAGAUCCUAAUCGUAUUUCAGCAGUGGCACCUACUAGACUAGUUACAGCCUCCCCAUCAGUAGUGUCAUCAAUAAUGUCUCCAAUCAAAGCACCUGCUAAUAUAGGGUCGUCACCAACAACUCGUAGUCUAAUCAAUAUAAAUCAAUCUGCAAAUAGAUUACCAUCUCCUAAUUUGAUGGCUUCUCCCAGACAACAUGUUUCACCAGUAGUGAGUAGGAUUGCAGUAUCCUCGGGUGUUACUCCUACUAAUGUUGGUGGCACACAUCAAGGUACCUCAGUAAUGCAACAUCAUGCUAGUUCUCAACAACAAAUACUAGCAGUCCAGGCCCCAACAGCUGUAGCAGUAGCUCCAAAUCAACCUAUGGGUCAGACUGUAACGGCAACUACCAUAGCAGUUCCUGGUCCUGGAGGACAGCCACAAGUACAACUUAAGCUAGAAUCUGAAUCCUUAGCCCAGUUGAUUCAGAGAACGGGAAGCAAGAUAGUGGCUUUACCAAAUGGUCGAGGAGGGUAUACCUUGUCUCUUACACCAGGUGCUGUACAGCCGGGCCAAGCAGGACAAAAAAAUCAGACACAUUUAUCAGCCAAUGCAGCAGCUAAAGUCCAGGUUGUAUCUUGUAGUACUACUCCACUACUUCAAGAUAAUCCACAGACUCAGGCUGUGCAACAGCCCCAAGUCAUCCAGCAACAAAGUCAUGUUAUAUCACAAGGAGUAGCCCAGGCAGCAACUGUUGUUCAGCAAUCAUCUCAACAGUUUAGACAGGUGAUGCCAGUUACCCAAUCCCAUCCUCCAGGCACAAUCAUCAAAGAUACGAGUGGAGGUACUCAAGUUGUUGUUAGUGGACAGCAAGCAGUUUAUUCAAGGGUGGGUACUCAACAGCGAGUUUAUAAUCAUAUAGUAUCAUCUCCUCAGGGUACAAGAUGUGUCCCAGUCUCUACAACAACCGUCACUUCCCCACAGCAAUCUGUAAAUAAUGUAUACACAAGCCAGUCAUCAGGUGUGCUGCAGAAAGUGAACACUGCAGUAUCUCCGAGUUACCAGACUAACCAAAACCAGCAGCAGUAUGUUCUGCAGCAACGUGUAGUGGCAGCAGGUACUCAGGCAACUGUAUCUCCCCAGUCUACCCAGACUGUGUCACAGCAAACCACACCAACAUAUAAACCAGUUGUUGUGAAUCAGCAAGGUACUCAGCAAGUAGUUCGAGUAGCUCAGGCACCUGUUCUUCAGCAACAGCAAAUUGUAAGACUACAGCCUGUGAGUGGAAAUCAUCCCAAUGCCACCACGCAAAAACUCGUGCAAAUUGUACAGCCUGGCGGAGGACGCCAGGUGGUCCAGAUGGUGCAGCAAGUGGUAGCAAGUCAAGGACAAGCAAAUACAGGACAUCAGGGGUUGAUUUAUGUACAAGCAAGUGGGCAAGUAUUACAGCAACAUCAAAAAACUAAUUUGGGAACAGUACAUCAUACACUGCAAGGUGCCACAGCUGUGCAACAAAGCCAACCACAGCAGAAACAAAUUGGUCAGCAGAAACUGCAACAACAAAUCAUAGGCCAGCAGCAUUCAACAUUGCAACAACAAAUAACUGGACAAUCGCAUCAGCAUCUUGCACAACAACUUGUACAACAGCAAAUUGUACAACACAAACAGCAACAAGUAAUACAUCAACAGAUAUCACAAUCACAACAGCAAAUUGUGCAAGAACAGCAGCAACAGCAGCAGCAGCAACAGCAACAACAGCAACAACAGCAGCAGCAACAACAGCAGCAGCAACAACAGCAGCAACAACAACAGCAGCAACAACAACAGCAGCAACAACAGCAGCAACAACAGCAGCAACAACAGCAGCAGCAGCAGCAGCAGCAACAACAGCAGCAGCAGCAACAGCAGCAGCAGCAGCAACAACAACAACAAAUAGUACAACAACAUAUAGUACAACAGCAGACAGUAGUCCAACAGCAACAGCCAAUUGUCCAGCAACAUGCCGUGGUUCAACAGCAGCAACAGACAGUAGUUCAGCAGCAGCCAGUGAUCCAGCAACAGACUGUGGUUCAACAGCAGCAACCAGUGGCCCAGCAGCAAACGGUGGUCCAGCAGCAAACAGUGGUCCAGCAACAGGGUCGAUUGGUAUUGGUGAGAACAACUCAGGGAGAACAGAUGGGGUUGCAGUUGCCAGAUGGGCGUGUAUCAUUGCUUACCCAGGAGCAGCUUCAGUCAGCAAUCAGAAAUGGUUCCAUCAAAAUCAACCAGCAGACCUAAACAAAAUUGAAUGUUUACAUAGUUUCAACCAUAAUUAUAUAAAUACAAAUGAUUGUGCAAUUCUAUUAGUCACAUAUUUAAAAAGUAUAAUUAUUUUGCAGGGAGAGGCAAAGGUAAAUUUUCAAUAUCUACCUUAGAAAUGCAUUAUUAAAACCACAAAGACUGGAUUAAUAUUUUCAGAAUGCAACAGUAUAUCACUGGCCAUUGUGUUAAAAUACACAAUUUUCUUUUGCGUGUACUGCCAACAAACCGUGUCACCAGUAACUAAAUACCUGUAUAUGCUUUAUUCUAUUUACCAUUUUAUGAUAUUGAUUUUCCUUUCUGUGCACGAAAUCCUGAGUGAAGAGCAGCAUGUUGUAUCGCCCUGCAUGGCAAGCAGGGUGUUGUAUCGCCCUGCAUGGCAAGCAGGGUGUUGUAUCGCCCUGCAUGGCAAGCAGGGUGUUGUAUCGCCCUGCAUGGCAAGCAGGGUGUUGUAUCGCCCUGUAUGGCAAGCAGCGUGUUUUAUCGCCCUGCAUGGCAAGCAGCGUGUUGUAUCGCCCUGCAUGGCAAGCAGCGUGUUGUAUCACCAUGCGAGGCAAGCAGCGUGUUGUUUCACCCUGCAUGGCAAGCAGCGUGUUGUAUCACUGAGGCUGCAUUUGGAAUCAUUUCUCUUUUUUGAACUAUGAUGUAGCAUAUUUUGAACUAUUUGUUAAUUUUCCCCCAAAAACAGUAUUGUAUAACUUGACAGAUGCACCAAAAUUAUUUAUGAAAUGGCUUUUAGGCCAGAUAUACUUAAUGCAAAAUAGAUAAAGAACUGUCAUUAAUGUGUCGUAAUGGAAACUACGCAAAAUUUUGUUGCAUAACCAUGUAAAUAGACUGCAAAUUCAAUGCCUAUUUGUGCAGUUAGGCAACAGAAUGUUUUCUCAACAUUUGUAAAUUCCAGGCAACUAGAUGGGUUGCCUACGUAGGUAACUUAUUAUGUAAGAAUAUAAAUUAUAUCUUGUACAAAUUAUAAAAUAAAUUUUCCAAUGCAAAAA
Messenger RNA from Procambarus clarkii (red swamp crayfish), 8158 nucleotides. RefSeq lists its product as uncharacterized. Gene Ontology annotation, molecular function: protein binding. NCBI's taxonomy places the organism in Eukaryota, Metazoa, Arthropoda, Malacostraca, Decapoda, Cambaridae. The record is from RefSeq and is a predicted model, not a curated record.